This is a messenger RNA of Corticium candelabrum, 1608 nucleotides long. RefSeq names its product TNF receptor-associated factor 6-like. Gene Ontology annotation, molecular function: zinc ion binding; tumor necrosis factor receptor binding. Gene Ontology annotation, cellular component: cytoplasmic side of plasma membrane. The transcript has a single exon. NCBI's taxonomy places the organism in Eukaryota, Metazoa, Porifera, Homoscleromorpha, Homosclerophorida, Plakinidae. The record is from RefSeq and is a predicted model, not a curated record. Gene Ontology annotation, biological process: tumor necrosis factor-mediated signaling pathway; protein K63-linked ubiquitination. Bases 63 to 671 code for a protein of 202 amino acids.
GUGACGCUCGGUUUGUAGAUCGAUUAUCAGACAGACACACAUGUCCGGUAUGUCUUUCUGCAAUGAGAGAGCCAAUGAUGACUAGAUGUGGUCAUUUGUUUUGUAACGACUGUGUGAGGCCCUUGACAAGGCGUGGCCGCAUUGUGUGUCCUUUGUGUAGAGAGGAACAGAAUGAAUCAGAAAUCUUCUCAAGCAACUAUGAUAAAAGAGAAAUAAUGAGUCUGAAGAUCUACUGUGAUCAACAAGAGAAGGGAUGCAAGUGGAAAGGAGAACUAAGGAAAAGAGAAAGACACAACGAGACUUGUGGGUAUGCUGAUGUUCUAUGCGAAAAUGAAUGUGGAGAAAUGGUGAAGAGAAAGCGUAUGGGCUAUCAUCUGAAAAGAGUGUGCAUGAACAGGCAAGUCGAUUGUGGCUACUGUAACACCACAGUGACAUUCAAAUUUCGGAAUGAUCACCAUGGAAAAUGUGAGAUGUUUAGACUCGCAUGUGAAUAUUGUGGACAAGGAGUGGUGAGAAGAGAGAUGAAUGAACAUGUCAGUAAGGAUGGGACAUGCCCUAACAGUCCAUUAGAAUGUGAAUUUAAUGAAGCAGGUUGCCAGUUUAUUGGCAAUAGAAAUGAAAUGACAAUUCAUGUACAAAGAGUGAUGUUACAUCUCAUCUUAGUCUUUUGAUGAAACAACAAUCCAAUACCAAGUCAUCACUCUCAGCCACUGAGUCAUCACUUGCAACCACCAAGUUUUUACUUUCAUCCACAAGAGUUUGUCUUGCUAAAAAGGAAUGUGAACUUGAGAAUUUACAAUCAUUUGUUACAGAGAAGGUUGGAAUGCCCGUUUCUCAACCUGACAUUUGUGUGUUCGAGUGGAAUAUAACCAAUUGGUCAAACUGGAAGAUGAAAUCAGAAGUGGAUCCAUUUAUUACCGUACUGUCAGAGCCAUUUUACACUAAACCAAAAGGGUACCUUUUGCGUCUCAUGCUUCAUCCAGCUGGAAAUUGUUCAUCUAUAGGGCCAUGUUUCUUGCUUUGUUUUGGUGUAUGCACGAGAGUAUGAUUAUGAUGAUGAGCUUCCCAAGCGCCAGCACUGCAAGUUCUCAUUCACUCUAAUAGACCAACAACCUGAUGCAAUGAAUGUUGUUGUAAGACAGGAGAACACACGCGAUCUUAUCCCUAGUCAAGAUACUGUAAUGACAGUGAGAAAACGGGAAAAUAAAGUCCAAUAUAUCCCUUACACGAUAUUAGAAAUCAUCCCUGACUUUAUAACUUAUGAAAUAUUGAAUUCACGAUCUUACAUUCGGAAUAACGAAAUUUUUAUUCAGUUUUGUCUUCAACUCAACUUGCCCUAACGUCAAUGUGAGCAAGACUUGCAAUUAUCAAAGUGUGCUGAAGUGAACACGAAUUUAUUUGUGCUGUGAUGGUUGGUGGUUUGUAAUGUAUUGUUUUAGAUCAAAGUGAAUGUGUGUGAGACCUGUUUUGUGAACAGUGUAUUUUGCCAUACCCCUGCUAUUAUGUUUGUCUAGCUGAGACAUUGAGUGAGUUUCAGUAGUUAUGGUUUGUAGAUAUAAAUAUUUUGCUGUGCACUGAUACUAGCAGGAAAUUCUGAACACAAUACUU